AUGGAUAAUGUUGACAAGAUGGACUUGAUCAUUCCAACAUCAACAUCAACAUCAUCAUCGCGAAUGUCAACAGCAUUCCACAUGGUGUUCAGAGAACGAUUGGUGAUGAUCAUCAUGAGAAUGAUUGGUGACUUGUACAGGACAUCAUUUGGAAUCAAAGAUGGUCAACUGAUCAAAGGCAAACAACUGGUGAACAGAGACAUAUUGGUGGACUUUAUCAAGUAUGGCGCCAAUGAAUGGUUCAUCAAAUCGUUCAACUCUGUGGCCAACCUAUACCCAUUCAACUCUCAACUGAUCAGUUACGCCAUCAUAUACACCAACACUCACAUCCUCGACAAGCUUGUGACCAACACCAACAUGACAUUUGCAAUCGACGCAUCUCUUCCAGACAUGUUGAGGAAUUACUUGAAAAAGAAUGGUCCGCGCAACCUUGCUGGUUGGAACCAUUGUAUUGGCGUGCUCAAGGAGAACAUUGGUCGAUCAACACUGGUAAUCUUCAACACUUCCUUUGGUCAAAACAUCAACAAGGAGAUCAAACUAUUGACUGGUGAGGAGAAGAUGGUAAGACGCACCAAGGGGGAGAGGGUUGAUUUCAGCAAGUUCUCAAAGUUAAAGGAUUAUAUCAUGAAUGACAUCAAGGAUGUCACCAUGGACAAAGCCUUCCACUGGUUAGAUUGGGUUUGGUCGAAUGUGAACACUGAUCCUCAAUUAUUUGAAUCAAUGAUUAUAUGGUGUGGCAAGAGUGGUCUUCAGUCAGAUCUCGACCUAGUCCUAAGCCACAUGCCCGCCAGCAAGCUGCCACCAGAAAAAGUCAUUAUCACUUAUUUUGAGGCGACACUCAAUGGACACUUUGACAUGGCCAGGCGACUGUUCACAAUCUUCACCAACGAUCUCCCUCUGUGGGGAAGACUUGAUCUACGAAAACUAAUAUGCGUAAUGCUGAGGCAAGGACAUCUGGAUCAAGCAUUGUUCAUCAUCCUCUCCAUUGGCCUGCUGCGACGAUUGAUGGCGCAUCCAAACAUCAGAUGUACCUUCGCAUCAGUGAUGGCACGCGCGAUACUCAAUGGCGACAAGGACUGCAUUAAUUUUCUUGAACUCAAUCAAGAUCAAACAUUCGAGACAGACUACUGUCAGGCAUUGGAGGCAGCGGCAAGGGUUGGCGACGUGGACACUGCCAACAUGAUCAUGAUCUAUCAUCCUGAUGAUUGUAUGCCUUUGGAGCAGGUUGACCUCGAUGAUAGCACUCUGGAUGAUGAGGAUUGGCACUUACCGAUAGCUCAAGCGAGAUAUCAAACGGACUUAUGGUCACGUGUGGACCCAGCUGUUGGACUGGAGAUGGCACGACACAUUGCAUCAGGAGACAUUGGCGGCUUUGACACCAAGUCCAUGUACAACAUCAUGGCGUCGACACGUCGUCCACAGACCAAGAUGACGGAUGAAGUCGUUCAAGCAUUCGUCAUGAGUUGGCUGGCCACACGACAACCAAACAUCGACAAAUACAUCAUCAAGAUUGUAAAGAAUGCAGGAUCACAAUCACAUUCACUGAUCAAGAUGAUGCACACGAUCUUCACGGAAGCCAAUCACAGACUGUUGUUCACUCGAGCGAUACCUCAAUGUGCCCAACGUGGUGACACUCAAUCAAUCAAGUUCAUUCUUGAUGUCGCCAGAGAAGCAUCAGGAAACGUUCCACUCAAUCUCAACCUCAAUGUACUGACUGAUCUCAAGUCGAUCAAGAUCAGCGAUGUUGAUGUGAUGACCAUGCUCAUGGACACUGGAAUCAUUCAGAACACUCAACAAUACCAUCCAAUCAUUGUUGGUGUGUUGGAUCAUGCUUGCUCCAAUGGACUUGUGGACAUGAUGACAUUCAUCGACCAACAUCAAACAGACAUUCGACUUGUUCCAUCACUUCAAUCAAUUGAGUAUGCUGUCAUUGCCAACCAUCUCAAUGUGAUCGUCUAUCUCUUUGGCGAUCAAUCAUCAUCAACAAUGUGGCGAGCAAUGUCACAACAUCCAACUCAUGUCAUCCGAUUACUCAUACAACUUCGACACACAGCAUUCAUUGAUGGACAUGUCAAGAUGAUCACAUGGAUCACCAACCGAAUCAAUCAACUCAAUCUUGAACUUCCAGCAGGCCAUAAAUAA
Acytostelium subglobosum LB1 is the source of this 2142-nucleotide messenger RNA. RefSeq lists its product as hypothetical. Bases 1 to 2142 code for a protein of 713 amino acids. Lineage: Eukaryota; Evosea; Eumycetozoa; Acytosteliales; Acytosteliaceae. The record is from RefSeq and is a predicted model, not a curated record. The transcript is spliced from 2 exons.